UUUUUUUAUCUAUAUUUUCUUAGUGUGUCUUAGCAUAUGAUGUUUCGAUUCAUUUUGUUUUUUUUUUUAUCAUGUUUUAGGAGAUUAUUUUGUCUACAUAUUGUAAUUAAAUGUUUUAUUGUUGUUAACUAUUAUUUCUUUGAAGUUUUGUUGAUUGUAGUCUAAAGUAGAGCUAAGUAAUUCUGUGUAAAUGUGUAAUUGUCCAAGACAGAAAGUAACCUUUUUGUGGUUUGCUUGUUGCAGCCAGAAGGAAUCUAUAGCUGAACUGAAAACACAGCUAGAUGAAGAGCGUGACCAAAGAAUAGAAGAGCGAGAAAAGGCUGUUGCAGAUCUGAAAGCUUCAAUACAAAGGGUUCAGUCCGAGGCUGAAGAAGAAUUAAAACGAACAUCAGAUGCUGCUUCGAGGCGAGAAAGAGAACAACAAGAAGUUAUCGGUAAACUUCAGGAAUCAGAAAGAGAGAGUUCAUCACUGGUUGAGAAUCUGAGAUCCAAAUUGGAAGACACUAGACAGAAAUUGGUCUUCUCUGACAACAGAGUUUGCCAGCUUGAGGCUCAAGUGUUAGUCGAACAACAGUCUUCUGCUGUCAAAACAUCACGAAUGGAAGAACUUGAAAGUGAAACGAGAAGAAUGAGGAAAGAUCUUGACAAAGAAAAGAAGGCAUCUAUAGCUGAGUUGAAGACGCAGCUGGAUGAAGAGCGUGACCAAAGAAGAGAAGAGCGAGAAAAGGCUGUUGCAGAUCUGAAAGCUUAUAUACAAAGGGUUUAG
Molecule: messenger RNA, 766 nt
Organism: Spinacia oleracea (spinach)
Lineage: Eukaryota; Viridiplantae; Streptophyta; Magnoliopsida; Caryophyllales; Amaranthaceae
Exons: 5
Coding region: 191-766 (191 amino acids)
Source: RefSeq, a predicted model, not a curated record